UUAAUGGUAUAAAUCACAAAACAGAAAAGGUAUGAAAAUGACUUAAAGUGAUGAAUAUAAGUAAAAUGUUAUUUAAAAGUUACAUCAAAGUAUGGAAAAUGUUUGACUGUUUUUGAAGUUGUAUAUUCUUUCUAACAGCAAUUUUGCAUACAAAUAAUAGAUAUUUCACAUUGUGUUCAGUAUAUAUAAACUGAUUUUUAGGCCAUGUCUGAGGAGUUUGCACAAACACUCCCCCAUAUUUCAACAGCCCCAUGGGGUCAUCAGCCUCCCAUGGUUUGGGCCCAAUAAUUUUACAAGUUUCCAGCUUGUCCCAAAAUGUGCUCCAGAGGACUCAGGAACUUCCCAGAUGAACCAGGAGCUGCCCAGCAGACCCAGAAACUCCCCAGAUGAUCCAAACCUACCUGGAGGAUCCAGGGGCUGUGAAUCUUCUCACUUAUCAUUAUAAUCCAAACCAACAGAGUCCAGCCUGGGAAAACCACUGUGGAACAGAAACAACCACGUUCUACCAGUGUCCUGAAGGAAGGCAGGAAUGGCAGCAGGACUUAAGCACCUUGCUUUGCCUUAAGCACCUGGAACUGCACCUGUGGUCAGAAAAGCAGUAGGCAGGGAGGUGAAAUAUUCAGAGGCAUUCAAAGACUGACUCCUUUAUCCAGUGCCUCUGUUAAGUCAAGCUUACAGCACCAGUUCAUAUCAGUACAGAGCUGAGCCUAAGGGGAUCCUGACCAGAAUCACAUCUAAACCCAGCUUCAGCCAGAACUUCACAGCAAUUCAAAGAAUUUCAGCAGUUUGUACCUUUUAUGAGAUGAACUAAUUGUGGUAUUCUUAGGAAAAAAGAUACCUCGAGGAAAAGGCAGGCUUGAAUUUGUUUUCAGUAUUUCCUUGCAAUCACUUUAGGAAGGAAACCUUUUAAAUUCAACUAAAGCCAAAGAGACACUUUUAAAAAGGAAAAUUGCAACAGCUCAACUCUGCAUUUUUUGCCUUUGCCUCCUGCAUGAGUUCUCCUGUGUCUUGCUCUGAAUUCUAAAUGGGAAAAUGAUGGACUUCUUAACUGUGCCUAGAACCCCUUGGGACACUUGGGAGCCCACCCAGACCGUUCCCCUUUGUGACAUGGGGCUGUGUGUGCCCAGAGCCCAUUGUGACACCUGGGGCUGUGCCCAGACCAGGUGGGUAUAAAAAGGCACAGAGAUCCCAGGAGAUCAGCUCCAGCAGGAGACAGCAGCUCCUGGGGGAAGGCAGAGUCAGAGCAACUCCUCGAUAUCCAUGGAUAAGGAGUCGAGCACCGACACGAAGCCCAAGAAGACGUUGCUGAUGUUCAGGAGGAGGCAGAAGAUACCCAACUCUGAGUCCUGGGCAGCAGCUGAGGAGGCCGAGGAGCACCAUGACUCCCGUGCAGCCCCUGGCAUGCAGGCAGCAGCAGCAGAGAGCCGGGAAGCAGCUCCACACAGCCCCGGGGCCUGCUGCCCGGCUCUGCUGCAUUCACUGCAGCGCGGCUCCCGGGCCAUCCUCAGCAGGGUGGCGGCCACGAUCCGGCGAUGCAGCCAGCAGCCGGGGACACAGAAAUCCGGGUCACACCUGCAUCGGGCCACGGAGGCAGUGUCAGCAGCAGCAGCUCCUGCAGCAAGGGCAGAGAGAUGGGCACAGGCCUCGCACAGCCCCUGCUGCCCCCUCACUGCCCUGCCCAGCCCGCCGGGAGCUGUCGGGGGGCAGGGGGCAGGAGCAGCAGUGGGGACAGUCCUGGAAACAUCAGGGCAUGAGAAGGUCUGCUUCAGCCUGGAGCCAGACUGGGAAUGGGACAGCCCCAGAGAGCUGUCCCAGGAGGAAUACGACCCAGAGCAGGGCUGCAGCAGUGGAGAAGUGAGAUCCCCUGUGAGGCCACACGAGGCCUGGGCAGAGCACUGGAACCUUCCCUCAUGCUCAGCUGCAGGCCAAGCCUCAGCUUCGCCCGGCAGAGCCCUUCCCAGCUGGGAAGAGGACUCCAUUUCAGAAACAAUGCUGGCUGGCUUGCCCCCCAGCCCCUCACCCAGGCAGGUGGAGGCUCGCAGGCAGUGGGCAAUAGCAGCAGCGAGGAUACUCCUGCCAGGGCUGCAGAACGUGGAGGAGGACGCCUCAGAGGAGGGAGAAGCCAGCAGCAGCGGGGAUGAGAGCGACUACAUGUCCUGUAAUUAUGAACCGAGUCACCUGGAGCCUUGCAAAGGCAGAGGACUCUUAGAGCUUUCUCCUCAAACCAGAGAUGAGCCAGCUGCCAAAUGGGAAGACAGGAGCACGGAAGAGCUGUCAGAUAAGAGGAAUGUCAUCACUAUCCACACUAUCUGGGUAAACCCUCGCUACCCACAGCUCCUGAUGGACCCUGACUUGCUGCUAGAAGAAGAGGAAGAUGCUGAGCUGCCCAGCACAUCUCAUGCCCUGGCAGCUCCCGGGGACACCCAGCCAGCAGGUGCUGCCCCAGCUGGAGGUUCUGAGGACAAGGAGCACCCUGUGCACACCACUGCUCAGCCAUAAGAGGUGGCAAAGACAGAAGCUUCUGCAGCCUCUGUCACGCAGGAGCAGCAGCAGAGAGCCGGGCAGCAGCCCUGCACAGCCCCAGGGCUCAUGGCCGGGCUCUGCUGCACUCACUGCAGCACCACCCUGAGCAGGAUGGUGGCUGUGACCCAGCGAUGCUGGGGACACAGAGACACCUGCAUCAGGGCACAGAGGCAGCGAAGGCAGCAGGAUCCCCCACAGCAGACAGCAUGGCCCCUGGAAGCUGUCCAUAGGCAGGGGACAGGGGCAAAAGCAGAUCCACACCUGUCAGUGCCACCAACCGAGGAGCUCUGAGGCUCCAAGGAACCCAGGACUGUCCACAGCGUGGCCAGAGACACCUGAGCUGCAGCUCUGAGGAAGAAGUGCCUUGCUUCCCCUGCCAUGCCUGCCCUGGCCUUGCGGGAACACGAGGAGAAAAAAAUAGGAAAUUAGUGGUGCCUGCUAGAAAUAAAGAUAACAGGAUGAAAACCAUCUCAUGCCUUCUAUUCCUGUUGAAUUAAUAAAUUACACAAUGGCAUUCAACAUAGCAAGUGAUAUAUGGAAGUUAAGGGAUUAACCUUAAGAGUUUUAAAGGUUUAAACUAGAGAUUACUUUUUUAAAGAGAAGUGUUCAGAAGCCCAUUUUGUUUCUGAUAGAUAAUAUUAUUCAAUGGUUUGUCUGGAAUAUGUUCCUCUGGAAUAAGUUCCUUAGGCCCUUAUGUUGUAGCUGUUGCUAAUUUAGAAGAAGUUAGAUAAGAUGUUUCUGCUGAAAUGAAAGGACAGAAUUAAUAAAUCAGAAGUGCAUUUUUAUUUUU
Molecule: messenger RNA, 3313 nt
Organism: Cyanistes caeruleus (blue tit)
Lineage: Eukaryota; Metazoa; Chordata; Aves; Passeriformes; Paridae
Source: RefSeq, a predicted model, not a curated record